UUUCUCAGUCUAGAGUGUUAUUCUACAAUAAAAGUCUGUUUUCAUUUGUAUUAUAAAUUAACCAUUUAUAACACUUAAAGCUUGUGUGUAAGAUACCACUUCAAUAGAAAUGGAAACUAAAACGUUAAUACUACCAUCGCCGAGCACAAUCAAACAAAUAUAUAGCAAAUUCGAUACGACGGAUGAAAAAAUGGAUCUCGACGUGAAAAUUCUUAAGGAGUGGAUGCGAAAACAGCCUCACCUUCCUAACCCAGACGAUGAUGAAAAGAUAAUAGAUGAAAAGCGAAUCAAAAUGGUUCUGUUGAUGUGUAAGAAUAGUUUGGAAAAAACCAAAGUCAAGUUGGACCAGCAUUACACUAUAAAACUCUCAGUACCAGAAUGGUUUUCCAACUGGGAUCCGACUUCACCAGAGUUAGUUCAAUCAAUAAAACUAAAUUGUUUCGUCCCAUUACCAAAGCCUACACACGAGGGCCACAGAGUUAGCGUUUUUUAUAGGAGUACUCAAGAUACCAAUAAUUUUGUAACUGAUGAUUAUACUAAAUUGAGUUAUAUGACAUAUGAUCUCAGAACCGCCAAGUUAGACACCUGGGUAAAGGAUAUAUACAUAAUUGAUUGCAACAAUACUACAAUGAAUCACGUAACACCAGCGUUACCCAUUGUGAAGAAAUACAUGGAAAGUUCAUUUGCGGCAUUUCCAGUACGGCUACAUGAAAUUCACGUAAUUAAUAUAAAAAGUUUCUUAACUCCAUUUAUUAGUUUACCAUUAAGUUUUAUGAAAAAGAAAAUUGCCGACAAGGUGUUUGUUCACAAAUCCAUUGAAGAAUUGAAAAAUUUCAUCGAUCCUAGUAUUCUUCCACUUAACUACGGUGGAACUUAUCCAAAGACGAUUGAAGAAAUAAUAGAUGACUGGGGUGAUGAAUUGAUAAAGCAUCGAGAAUGGUUUAUGACACAAUCGUCAAUUGUUGCAGAUAACAGUAAACGCCCAAAAAAUUCUAACAAUCAAUUGGAUUAUUUUGAAAACUCAAUUGAAGGUUCAUUUAGGAAAUUAGAAGUCGAUUAGUAAUGAUUCAUUGUCAGUUAAUAAAAAUUAGUUUAAUUCUUCAAGAAACCAUUUUAACUGCGCAUAAUAGUGCAUCAUAUAUCUGUUGAUAUUAUCUCAGCAAUAUAUUUAUUUAUGUGUAUUUACAUUAAAAUUUUCUGGUUGAAAAGUAUUUUGUUUUUCUAAAAACUUAUUGUAAUAUUAUGUAGUAUAAAAAUGUAUGUAUAGGGUUAAUUUAUUUAGUUGUGUUGUUGUAUAAAUAUGAAAAACAAUGUUACAUUUUUAAAUAGGUAUUACAAUUGGUGUAAGUAGCAUAUGAGAGUAUAGUUUGUUAACUGUAGUUUUUUUACAUUAUAAAAUAUUGUUAUAAAA
Molecule: messenger RNA, 1411 nt
Organism: Adelges cooleyi (spruce gall adelgid)
Lineage: Eukaryota; Metazoa; Arthropoda; Insecta; Hemiptera; Adelgidae
Product: retinol-binding protein pinta-like
Exons: 6
Coding region: 110-1060 (316 amino acids)
Cellular component (GO): membrane
Molecular function (GO): phosphatidylinositol bisphosphate binding
Source: RefSeq, a predicted model, not a curated record